Molecule: messenger RNA, 1833 nt
Organism: Colletotrichum fioriniae
Lineage: Eukaryota; Fungi; Ascomycota; Sordariomycetes; Glomerellales; Glomerellaceae
Source: RefSeq, a predicted model, not a curated record
AUGGAGACUGACGUUGGCGAUGGUGAUAGCGUCGAGGUAAUGAAGGAGGAGCUUAAGGGUGGUCCAGUCACAGAUGUAACACCAGAUGAGGCAGAAACGUCUGUCGGAAUAGUUAACGAUGGAGUUUCGGAUAGGGAAGACAGCGUAACGGUGGAUGUCGCCAAGGUUGCGUCUGGUGCCGAAUUGUCUGUAGCGGUCGCUGCAUUCUUGGUCGACGCCGAGGUUGUUGAUGACAAUAUACUUAGCAAAUCCGUUGCGACGGAUAUGGAAGUGAGGUCCGAGAUCGGGGUAGAGCUCAAAGAACUCGCUCUUUGGCUUGAUUGGAUGGAAGGAGGUCCGAACAUCGUGCUUGUGACCAACUCCGAAGACGGUGCUUGCGUGAUUGACGAGGCUGAAUUUGAGACGGAAUUGACAUUGCUUGUCAACGAGUUUGAAGUCGAUGCUGAGGUUGACGGCGCAACAGUCGUACCAGCGAGAGAUGUUGUACUCAAAGAAAAGGUGCUGUCCGUUAAUGAAGUACCGCUACUUGACAGUAGACUUGUCAGAAGAUCCGAGAAUGUGCCGCUCGAAUUGGAUGCCGAAAGCGUUGUUAAGUCAGAAGAAGUCAAUGUCACGAGCGUGCCUGUACUUGAGAGCAGUUCAGUCGUCGAGCUGCUGCUCAAUGUCGGGAUGUCUGUGGAUGAUAGAGAGGUCGUCGAUAAAACAGACGUCACUGAAAGGGAGCUUGUGGAUGAUAGAGAGCUCACGGAUGAGACAGAACUGAUUGAAGAUAAGGAAGAGGUCGGUAGUGUCGAACUUGAACUUGUAGGAUACGCCGAGGAGUUCGUAAAGCUCGUUGAGAGAGCAGUCGUGGAAAUUGAGCUGCUAUCAAGGAGUGUCGUUGAAAAGGUGGAAGUCGUUGAGCUUAUAUCUGAAGAAGAGAUUGAAGAAGAAAACGAGUUUGUCGGAACAGUGAACGUCGUGGGUUCGGUACUUGACGUAGUGGUUUCGGACGCAAACGUAGAUGAUGUGAGAGAAAAUGAAGAACUUAAGGAGAUAGUUGUAUUUGCGAAUGGCCCACCGGUUGAUGUUGAAGAGAGCUGUGCGCUGCUGCUGACUUCGAUGUUGGUGUUCGUGAGAGGCGAGGUUGUGAUGGACUCGGAAGAAGUGAAAGAUGACGUCGGAGUCGCGGUCGACGACAAGGUCAACAAAGAGCUUGAUGAGCUUGAAGGAGAGGUUGAAGUCGAUAAGGAAAUUGACGUUGUCGAGAAGAAGGUGGGCUCGGAUGAGGUAGAUGAUGAAAAGGAUGGUAAGGAUGAAGUUGAUGAUGAAGUCGAUAAGAUUGAAGAGGAAGUUGAGGGUGUGUCUGUUAUGGACUCUGAGCUCAAUGAAAAUACUGUAGAAGAGUCCGGAGACGAGGUCGAGGACAAAGUCAAAGUUGAUGCCGAAUCAGAAGCUGAAGAGGAUACUGAUAGGGAAGUUGAGGAAGAACUCGAGGAGGAGGUUAAGGAUGUAUCUGUUGUAAACUCUGAGCUCGUCGGGGAAAUUGAAGAAGUUUCCGAAGACGAGACAGACGAUAAAGUCAAGAUUGAGGUUGUAUCAAAGGCAGAAGCGGAUGUUGAAAGGGAAGUUAAAGAGGAUGUCGUGAAGGAGGUUGAGUAUGUGUCUGUGGUAGACUCUAACGUUGAUGAAAUAGUCGAAGAAGAAGUCGGAGUGGUUGAAGACGAGUUCAAGAAGAAGCUGAAGGACGAAGAUUCAACGCUGGACUCUGAAUCCGAAGAUGUCGUCGACGACGUGCUUGACUCAGUCGAUUCCGUAGUAGUCGGAGCAGGUGGAACCUCCCGGAAGCCAUAA